AUGACAGCAGUCGAGCUGGCGAGUGGCUACACAGCGUUCGAUUCGCCGCCGGCGCCGACAUAUCGGUUUGUGAUCUCGUCCAAGGCAGAGAAGAUCAGCAUUUGGCUGGAGAACCUGCAGUCCAAGAAGCAGUGGCGCACAAGCUAUCUGGACGCGAAGGACUAUGUGACGGGAAUGAACAGCAUUCCGGGCGCCUCUAUGGUGGACUACGUCUCGCUUUUCAAGGACACGCUGGUAUAUCUGAUGGGCGAAGCUAAUCAGCGCAAAGCCGUCGCGGAUGCCGACAAGGCGAAGAUUCGACGCAACUUGAUUGAGCAUGUGCUGAAGCCUGUUUCGCUGGACCGCAUUGACAUCGUGGAGGCUAAACUCCGUGAUGCGGAAGAGCGAUUGGCGAGGACGGAGUCGAAGCUUUGUUGCGUGCAAGAACAAGCGGCUGCGACGGAGAUUAAACUCCAGGAAGCGGAAGACAAGUUGGCGAAAACCCCCAAAGAGGUGGUGCACCUGUAUGUUGCGUCAAGCAACGUGAAGAUGCUGAAUGACAAAGGCCUGAUCAUCUGGAACGACAAUAAGCUCGAACAUUUCGAGUUCACGAACGAGCGAGAAGGAAUACGCAUUCUCGUCCCUGGGUGGUACAUUUUGAACCUGAAGGUGCAUUUACGUCCGCAAUCGGAUGGGGGAAUCGUGGAUCUGCGUAAAAACAGCGGCAGGAUCCAAUGCAGCCAAGUUCCGUGUGGUGGUGGCGAAUAG
Messenger RNA from Phytophthora sojae, 747 nucleotides. RefSeq lists its product as hypothetical. NCBI's taxonomy places the organism in Eukaryota, Oomycota, Peronosporomycetes, Peronosporales, Peronosporaceae. The record is from RefSeq and is a predicted model, not a curated record. The transcript has 4 exons. The coding region runs from base 1 to 747 and encodes 248 amino acids.